Coregonus sp. 'balchen' is the source of this 628-nucleotide messenger RNA. The record is from the annotation of a GenBank genome assembly. Lineage: Eukaryota; Metazoa; Chordata; Actinopteri; Salmoniformes; Salmonidae.
AUGAAGCGCAAAGUGUUCCGCAAAAAAAACCUUGCAGAAAAAGCCGGCCUGGAAUACGAGCCAGAGAUCAAAAUGGAAGAAGCCCCUUCUCCUCCCACCACACCAGCCACGGGCAAGAGGGACGAGACGGCCAUUGUGUUCAACAAGGUGGAGCUGGGUGACGGCGGCUUUCUUGGAUAAAGAGCAGAAGGAGAAAAAUAACCGGAUAAAAUGCGGCCUCACGCCGCUGGUGGGCAAGAACUUUAAGCAGCUGCUGGGGCGCGUGGAGGCAUGCAAGGCAAAGCUGGAGGAGCUGCGGGAGAAGGACGAGGGCAAGGCCAAGGUGCAGGAGGAGAAGAUGAAGUGGACCAACGUGCUGUACAAGGCCGAGGGCCUGAAGAUCAAGGAUGACGAGGACCUGCUGAGGGCCUCGUUCAAGAGGAAGGAGAAGAUGCGCUCGCAGCAGAAGAAGUGGACGGAGCGCAGCGAGACGGUGGUGGAGAAGAUGCAGAGGCGGCAGAAACAUCCAGAAGAACAACAAGGGCAAAGUGGAGAAGAAGGAGGACCGGGCCAGGAAGAGGGGCUGCGUGCUGCCAGAGCAUCUGAAGAAGGCUCAAGUGUAGAGGGAGGGGCAGGAGUGUCAAACUGA